Messenger RNA from Homalodisca vitripennis (glassy-winged sharpshooter), 1835 nucleotides. RefSeq lists its product as uncharacterized. The coding region runs from base 122 to 1075 and encodes 317 amino acids. The record is from RefSeq and is a predicted model, not a curated record. Lineage: Eukaryota; Metazoa; Arthropoda; Insecta; Hemiptera; Cicadellidae. The transcript has 3 exons.
AUGCAUUAGUCACCCGUUAUGUGAACAUCUGAUUAGAUUUAUGUCUGUGAUAUGAAUUAUUUUUGUAUAUUUGAGGAUGAUCUAAGCUUAGUUCACUAGAGAGGAUUGUGGAAAGUAUUUGAUGUUCAUAUCGAUGUUGUUGAACAAAUAUUCAACUUUUCUCUUUACCGCCGGGCUUUUAUGUCAAGCUUCGGCGUUCGUAACCCGCUUCAUGAUGGAGGAUAUGGGAGGUCCUCCAGUGAAAGGGGAGGUAACAAAAGAACCAACGAAGGGAAAGAGCGAUACCAUUGAAGACCAAGUGAAUUCUCAACCUGUGGAAGUUAAAGUUAUGCCGAUCAUGACUGACAGUUUUAUUCCAACCGAAGACCUGUUAGACAUGACACCUCUGAAAUUAGUUACAGUUAUCUCAGCCGAGCAUCUUCUGAAUGCAGUCAGGAACAUUCCUCUUGAAGGAAACUCGGCACAGGAUAUCCUGCACAUGUUCAGCGGAGUAGUGAAAGAGAUAAACAAGACUGCUGCUAUUAUCAAAUUGACAGCGGAAUAUGUGAAUAUCUCCAGCCACUACAUGAUGUCAGCUCUGGAACAGUUCAAUGAGUCCAACUGUGACCAAAGUACUUUUGAAGAAUCUGUGAAAUCUCUGAGGAAGAAGUUUUACAAAUCAAUUGUUGAACACAUUGCGAAGUCGGUGAAAGAGUUGUUUGAGAAGACCAAACAGAGGGAGAUUACUGGAAAUGAUAUGCUGAUAUCCUCAGCCUACCAUAUUGUAACUUCCUUCCAAGAAAUGACUAAUGAAGUAACAACACUCGCAAAAGAGGCCAAUAAAAAGUGCAACAGUUCCCCUAUAAGUCCUAAAAUAUCUCUUCCGAGUGAGAACAAUUUAAACACAACUCAAAAUAAGACUACAGAUGAGGAUAUUCCGACACAAGGAAACGUUCAUAGGUCAAUCAAAAAAGAUCAAGCAACAAAUAAGCCUGAAAAAUCGAUAAUAAUUCAUACAACAAUCAAGACCUUACGAUCGAGGUGUUUUCUCCUGAAGCCUUUGUUCAAAGUAAAGGCAUUGAUAAAAACUCUGUAACAGAGAAAGGUCCAGAAAAUAAGCCGAUCCAGUAUAUUAAAGUAGGCCUUGCGCAAGCACCUGUACUGAAACAAGUCCCACUACUCACGAUCUCCAGGAGUGAGGACAUAAAUGAAAAACCAGGUCAAGGUCAAGAAUCCAGCGUUAAAGCCAACCAAGAGGAAACUAAGAAACUUGAAAUUAUUGAUAAAGAACUUGCGUCAUCUGCUGUUGACAGUUUGAGCAAUGUACCUUGGGAGAGUUCUGAAAACGGUUUAGAUCAAAUGGUAGUAACAUCAAAUGUGGAAAAGUCACCACAAAAUCUAUGGAAUAUUCUCCAGCUCUUAACUCCUAACUAUAAGUCUACACCCGAGAAGGAGAUACAAGAAUGUGACGACCGUGUAGUACCAGUCUGUGGGAUAGAUGAUAGCAUUCAGAAAUUCAUAAUUUUUCUGAAUGAUUGCAAACUAGAUGCCUACAACAAACUGUAUGGGACAAACUAUAAGAGAAGCAGUAUGGAGACUUGUAUCAAUUUCUUUCUCCGCAAUCAGACACAGGGGACCUUGGUCAACAAAAAAAAUGAUGUUGAUCUGAGACCACGAUAAUAAUUUAUUAUUAAGUUUAUUUUGUUUUAACAAUAAAUCUUCAUUUUUAUACUCACAGUAGAUUCAUUUGUGUUUAACUAGAUUGAUUACUGUUCAUACUUUUGAAAAUCUUUUAGAUUUAGAAACAUUGGAAAUGGAUUGUUCUGAGUAUAAAUAAAAUAAACUAUAAAAGAGGA